Molecule: messenger RNA, 2726 nt
Organism: Achroia grisella
Lineage: Eukaryota; Metazoa; Arthropoda; Insecta; Lepidoptera; Pyralidae
Exons: 10
Coding region: 165-2156 (663 amino acids)
Cellular component (GO): nucleus; ribonucleoprotein complex; cytoplasm
Molecular function (GO): RNA helicase activity; ATP binding; RNA binding
Source: RefSeq, a predicted model, not a curated record
UAAACUUGAUUAAUAUGGCGCCGGCCAUCGGAUUGAAUUUUAUAUGAAGCUUCUUUUCAUUUAUUAGUAAAAAAAGUAGUUUAUUUGAAUUGUAGUAGUAUUAAAAUACAAGAAAUAAACAUAUUAGGUAUAUAAAAGAGAAUUUCACGUUAUAUAUAAGGAAAAUGUAUGACGAUAGGCGUGGCGGUCGUGGUGGUGGACGCGGUGGCGGACGUGGCGGCGGGCGCGGGGGCCGGGGAGGACCUAGAUCUGGCGAUAGAUCACAGGAUAGAAGUGGUAGUCGCUUUGGUGGCGGCCGAGGACGAGAUGGAGGGCGAGAUGGUGGCCGCGGAUUCGGCGGUCGCGGUGGCCGGGACGACUUCCGCGGCAGCUUUAAAAAUGACCAGCCCGGCGGUAACCUCCGCAAAGUCCGCUGGGACACAGUCGAGCUGACGCCAUUUGAGAAAAAUUUCUAUGUCCCUCAUGCCAACGUCCAAAGACGCUCGCAAGCUGAAGUAGAGGCUUAUCGCAGUCAGCACCAGAUAACAGUGAAAGGUCAUGAUGUACCAUCACCUAGCAUUUAUUUUGAAGAGGGUGGCUUCCCUGAUUAUGCUAUGAAGGAGAUUUUGAAGCAGGGAUUCCCUAACCCUACUGCUAUUCAAGCUCAGGGCUGGCCAAUAGCAUUGUCGGGUCGUGAUAUGGUUGGAAUAGCCCAGACAGGUUCGGGGAAGACUCUAGCAUACAUUUUACCAGCUAUAGUUCACAUUAUAAAUCAACCGCGGCUGCUCCGUGAUGACGGACCGAUUGUGCUUGUUUUGGCUCCAACCAGAGAACUGGCACAGCAAAUCCAGCAGGUCGCUACAGACUUUGGGCAAAAUGUGCAAGUUCGGAACACUUGUAUAUUUGGCGGGGCCCCUAAGGGUCCACAGGGUAGGUGCCUAGAGAGAGGCGUUGAAAUUGUGAUUGCUACACCAGGAAGACUGAUUGACUUUUUAGAAAAAGGAACAACAAAUUUACGGCGUUGCACUUACUUGGUGUUGGAUGAGGCAGACAGGAUGUUGGACAUGGGUUUUGAACCUCAAAUCAGGAAGAUUAUUGAACAAAUUCGACCUGAUAGACAGGUGCUGAUGUGGUCUGCAACUUGGCCAAAAGAGGUACAAAAUCUGGCUGAGGAGUUUCUUCAUAACUACAUCCAAAUCAACAUUGGUUCCCUCACAUUGUCCGCAAACCAUAAUAUUCUUCAAAUUGUGGAUUGUUGUGAAGAAUGGGAAAAGGAUGAUAAGUUGAUCACAUUGCUCACUGAAAUAUCUUCGGAAGAGGAAACAAAAACUAUUAUAUUUGCAGAAACUAAAAGAAAGGUUGAUGAUAUAACAAAAACCAUAAACCGCUCUGGUUGGCGUGCGCUCGCGAUACACGGCGACAAGAAUCAGCAGGAUCGUGAUUAUGUGCUCCACCAGUUCCGGCAAAGCAAUGGAGGGAUACUGGUAGCGACCGACGUCGCUGCUAGAGGAUUGGAUGUGGAAGACGUGAAGUUCGUAAUUAACUAUGAUUAUCCAAAUAAUUCUGAGGACUACGUACAUCGCAUCGGUCGCACGGGCCGCUCGCAGAAUACCGGCACAGCUUACACUCUGUUCACACCUAACAAUUCUGCUAAGGCAAGAGACUUGAUGUCGGUGCUUCAGGAAGCUAAUCAAGUAGUGAAUCCUAAGUUAUUGGAGUUGGCGCAAUGUGGAAUGGGUUUUAAAGGAAAAUAUGGUCGUGCAAGGUUCCGUGACCGCGACGAAGGAGAUUCGAGGUCGGAUCGCGGCAGUCGUGGCCGCGGACGAGGCCGUGGUGGUGGCAGCCGGUUUGGUGAUAGAGGCUCCAGAUGGGAUAAUUCCGAGAGCUACGGAGAGAACCAAAGCUCCAGCUACAACAGGAGUGAAGGCUACGGCAACAGAAACAACUACGGCAGCCGCGAGGGAGGUGGAUUCAAUCGGGACAAUGGUUUCAGAGGGCGCGGGGGCCGGGGCGGCAGGGGCGGAGCCCGGGGGGGCUACGGUCAGAACCAGCAGGGCUACAACCAGAAUUAUGGACAGUCACAAUCACAAAGCUUCAACGUCCCCCCGCCUACGAGCUACUACAAUAUGUACUCCUCCCCUCCACCACAGACGGCUAAUAAAUAUGGGGGUAAAUAAAAAAAAUGAUGUACAAAAUUCGACAUUAAAUGUCGCCUGGCUGUUAUAUGUACUUCGACGUUCUACGUUCAUUCCCAUCACGACUGCCGUCAUUGCGGCGUUUUUUUUUAAUCUGGUAACAAAAUUGGUGUUAUUUACAUAUGCAAAUUGUCAAUUUAGACCAUGCAACUUUUAUUUAAUAUUGUCGAAGAUAUAUAUAGUAUUUUUACUUUAUUUAAGUACAUGGGUAAUGAAAUGAAUACCCUUAAUUUGGGUGAGUUAGAAUAUUUUUCUAGCAAAUGAAACGGUGACAUUGAUUUUUAAUUAAAUUAACAUAUCUUAGUAAAAUCAUGAACACAAUAGCUUAGAUAAAUGUCUAAUUGCUCAGCAAUUAGGUAAAUUUUCUCUCUCAACUAAUAUAUAUAUUAACUAUAUUUAAAAUAAUGGAACAGCGUUGUCUGUUGUAACAAUCUUACUACACAAGGAUCUCGUUAAUUUACUUGUCUAUUUUGCUCUCGAUCCAAACAUUCCCUACCUGUUUGUGACGUAACUGAAUAUCUAUAAGAUUGUGCAAUUAAAAUCUUAAUAAAA